GUAGCCUCUUUGCUGUAGUGGACGGUUGUUAAAAGACAGAUAAGCCACUCCGGGAAUGGGACCACAAAUCAGAAGCAAGAAAAACUUUGCCUUCUUUCGGAUCAUCCCACUCCGAAGAUACCUCUUCAUCCAAAGGGAAUAAACUUUUCCUCUGAGAAGAAAAAGGAGCAAGUGUAAGAAAACCCCAAAUGGGAUAAAGUAGUGUUUGAAAUUUUCCUUAGCCAAAUAGGCAUAUAUCUAUAAUAAGUGUGUGUUUUUUAUACACCUUAGUGGGGUUUUUGUUGUCAUUUUUUUAAAUAAGAGGCAGUGUAUGAAGCCAUUCAGUUUUGAAAGUAUUUAUAACAUGCUUUAAAGUGGGGGUGUGAAGAUCCUUUGCUUUAUUCUACACUAGAAUAAAGCAACGGAAGUCUUUUGUUAGCAAGGCUGUGAUUUCUAAAGGUGCGUCUCUGGGGCCCCGGUGUAUGGCGCUAAAAGGUGUCGGAGCAGGCAGAGAGAUUUAUUGGUUCCCGUCCGAAGUAAAAUGGCAAAGUGGUUCAAAGAGUUCCCUAUCAAUCUGAAGAACGGUACCGAUAGGAUCCGCUCAGUUUCUGAGUCAGGCGCACAGCCAAGAGCCAGUAAAGCAGGGCUGGUGGCCAGCAUCGGUACCAAAACGAAUGUCCCCAAAACGGGCCAUCGCAAAAACUCCUCCGCUGAAAGCACAGGCGGAGGAGGUGGAGGAGUUGGAUCUCUCCUGUCCGGGAGAAACCGAAAGAACUCCGCCGUGGAGUUGUGCAGAAACGGCGUGAGCCCCGUGAAAGAUGGGAAAGUUUGGGACAGUCUCCGGUCCGGGAAAAGCCGCAAGAACUCCAAAGCUGAGACGGUGUUUGAGGAGCAGCACAGACCUCUGAAGACCUCUCCAUCUGCCAAUGCCUACAUCAGCCGGCUGAUCAGAGUAGACAAACAGGACAAGAGCCCCAACUUCAACAGCGGUACCAUCACCAGUCCAGUGGUACCUGAAGCUGAGAAACCAGCCAAGGCUGAAACACUGAUCAUCCUUGAGGACUACGCCGAUCCUUUUGACGCUCAGAAGACCAGAGAGCAGAGGGAGGCGGAGAGGGUUGGCGAGAACGAUGGCUACAUGGAGCCCUAUGAUGCACAGCAGAUGAUUACCGAGAUCAGACGCCGCGGAUCGAAGGAUCUGCUGAAGGUGUGCGUGCUGAUGGAGGGGAGUGAGGGAGCAGAGGAGGAAGGCCAGCCUCCUCCCUUGCAGAUCUACGACAUCCCAUACGAGGGGAGCGGCGACGAGGCGGCAGUCACACGGCCGGAACUGGACCCUCGACCCUCCGCCGAGUACGAGCUGCCCUGGGAGUGGAAGAAGGAGCAUAUCGUCAGAACUCUGUCUGCACAGUUUGACAGCCCCAAUCGCCUAGCCAAAGAUGACACACCUCAUCCCACGCUCACCAGACAGCCCCAGCAUCCAUCACAGCAGCAGCAGCAGCAUCAGCAUCUGAGGCAGAAAAGCUGGACCCAGAAGAUCCUGAGGUCCUCCCCUCCGACCCUGCUCGCGUCCCCUACGUCCAGCAGCGGCUCCGAAAGCGAGGCCUGCUGCGUGGACCCCUCCCUGCCUCUGGAAAAACAAAGCUGGUACCACGGCUGUGUGACUCGCCAGGAGGCAGAGUUUCAGCUGCAGUCCUGCAAAGAGGCCAGCUUCCUGGUCAGGAACAGCGAGUCGGACAGCAGCAAGUACUCCAUCGCCCUCAAGACGAGCCACGGCUGCGUUCACAUCAUCGUUGCCCAGACAAAAGAAAAUGGCUACACCCUGGACCAGAGCAGCUGCGUGUUCCCCAGCAUCCCAGAGGUGGUGCACCACUACUGCACUCAGCGUCUGCCUUUCAACGGCGCGGAGCACAUGACCCUGCUGCACCCGGUGUCUCGCAUCCACUGACUCUGCUGUGGCUCGGAUUAGGUAUACAAAACAAACACACCUCGGGGCCUACAGACGAAAAAAAAAUUAAAAUCCAAAUAUCAGCCACAGCAUAACUCCUCUUCAAAUUUAUUAUUUAUCUAUGCAAACACACUUUAUGUGUUGCUUUUUAAAAUAAUUUUUACCCGACCGUUAAAAGGUUUGUCACUCAAUAUAAGCCUAAAAUCUCCAGAUGACUUCUUCCUUUGUUUUAUUUGACGUGCAGCUGAUGCAAAACACCCCCCGCUGCUGUUUUGCAUGUGAACAAGAGACACCAGGGCACUUUCACUGAUAAAAUGUGAGCUGGAUUGGAGGAUUUCCUUCCCCCCCAUCCACUAUAUCUGUAGUAAAAGUUACACGUGGUAUUUCUUUGCUGCAGAUAGUGUGCGGCGUGUUUUAUGAAUCAAAAAAUGAUUUUAAUUUACGGCUCUCUUUCUCCCUCUGGUGGAUAUGUGGCUACACUAUGCCAACUCGCCAACACCAAGGUUUCCCAUACUAAAGUUUAUACUUGUUAAAAUCCAUGCAUGUUAUCGUUACACUUAUAUAUAUAAAAAAAAAAUGAACAAAGGCCAGAUUUAUUUUGUGUGUCUUCGCAGCUCAUUUCUAAUUUAUCCUCCUAAACUUGAUCAUUUUCUGUAACCGCCAAACACCCCCCCUGAGGAUUUCCUCCGUCUUACUGUGAAUGAAGGAGUUGUUUUCUUCUGUGUUAUCUGCACUGUGAAGAGUGAAUGAUUCACCCUGAUGCAAUGUGCUUGAAGGAGUAAUGGCCCUGCAGUUUGUUGGUAGCUUUCGGCGACAAGAACCGAGACUAGAUUUCAUUUUCAGAUUCCAGCUAUAAACCGACCUCUCUUCUUUCUGGCAUAAAAUUGUUCUUUGCAAAUUAAACGAUUUCUGGCGAGAAAUUUUAUAAAAACGUAAUGCUCUCUGUGGGACUGCAAGGGAGGACUGUGCAAAUGAGAAGAGCGAGAAAGAAAAAUCUAUUUAAAUAUGAAAGAAAUGUCCCUCUUUUUAAUUAAUUUGGACCCUGGUUGCUUUAAAGUGAUGCUGUCCUCCCUCAGGGUGUGAGGCCCCAUGGUGCUAAGAAGCAGAAGAGCAAAUAGAUAAGUGGGCACUGUAUUAUUACUAAUAUAUUCUAACUCAUGAACAUUUGGCAUGGUGUAUUUUACCUUUAAUUUAUGCUGGAAAUCCAUUUGGGCAAAUCCGCGACACAACCCGAUGUUAAAUACCUAAAUAUAGUCUUAAAAAAAAAGGUUUAUAUUCGAUAAAUUCUUGGAGAUCUGCCUUUUCAGAAGGUAUUGUCAGAGUUAAGCUCAAGUUAUUUGUGGAGGCACACCUUUAUACAUUCAUUGUUUUGCCUUUUGAUAUCUGGAGACCUAUUGUUCAAACAUUGUAAAGAAGAUUACAAUAAAAGGUCCUGAAUCUCA
This is a messenger RNA of Mugil cephalus (flathead mullet), 3366 nucleotides long. RefSeq names its product SH2 domain-containing adapter protein E-like. Gene Ontology annotation, molecular function: phosphotyrosine residue binding. NCBI's taxonomy places the organism in Eukaryota, Metazoa, Chordata, Actinopteri, Mugiliformes, Mugilidae. The coding region runs from base 521 to 1924 and encodes 467 amino acids. The record is from RefSeq and is a predicted model, not a curated record. The transcript is spliced from 7 exons.